AUGAACUCUUGGGCUGAAGUUGCAAGAGGCAUGCCUUUGUCAGUUCUGCCUCAUCUGGAUCGAUCUAUAUUAUCUCCAAGGCUGCCUCCAAUCGUCAAUAUUACUCAUGAUGAAUACAUAAAACAAGAAAAGAAGAGGCUUGCUUUUCCACCUUCUCUGAAUGGAAAAGUCAUGCACAAGUCCUUUUGCUUUUAUAAAAACACCCUCUGCAGGCUAAGACUUUUAGCUAUGGAAGUUAAAGAUAUCAGUACAACUCCAACGAAUUUUGAACUAAUCUCAGCAUUAUUGUGGAUCAAUUGGACUAAGGCCUUUAAAAUCAAACCAGAAGCGACAACUCGAAUUCUCACUGCUGUUGACGGUAGACCUAAGUCCAAGCCACCAUUACCAAACUGCUAUUUUGGAAAUGGCAUUGCUUGGUCAUGUGCCCAUUCCAAGGCAGGAGAAUUAGCUCAAAAACCAUUUUCAUUUGCAGUAAAAUUUGUACACGAUGCCACAAAAGCAGUGACAGAAGACUACAUCAAAUCAGCCAUAGACCAUUAUGAAGUGGCAAGACAACAACUUGAGUUUCAAGACACAUUUUGGAUCUCUAAAUGGAGUAGGCUCCCUUUUAACGAAAUUAAAUUUGGGUGGGGAGAUCCACAAGAAGUUGCUCCUGCUUCACUUGUGGACAACCUAGUUGUGUGCGUAUCCCAAGGAAAGGAUAUUGAAAACAUAGUUGUCUCAUUGAGCUUACCAUCAGUUGUAAUGGAAAGGUUUGAAGGGUUUAUGAAAGAAGAGCUGGAGUAA
Coffea eugenioides is the source of this 786-nucleotide messenger RNA. Its product is annotated as omega-hydroxypalmitate O-feruloyl transferase-like. Gene Ontology annotation, molecular function: acyltransferase activity, transferring groups other than amino-acyl groups. Lineage: Eukaryota; Viridiplantae; Streptophyta; Magnoliopsida; Gentianales; Rubiaceae. Bases 1 to 786 code for a protein of 261 amino acids. The transcript has a single exon. The record is from RefSeq and is a predicted model, not a curated record.